CUCAGGUCUGUCCUCGGUCCAGCAGCCCUAUUACCUACCUAGGUACCUUGCUACUUUGAAGUUUGAGUACCUUGAGGUCCCCUGGAGUUGCUGAUUCAUACAAGGUACAAACAUACCUAUAUCUAAGACCACCUUCGCUAAUAAAUAACUCCAGACUAUUUCCACCUUCAUCUUCUAGGCAACAAAGCUAAGACGGAGAAUUUAAUAUGUACCUGUUAUUCCGUCAUUCGAGGUUUGGAGAAUUCUCACCCACUCCAAGGAGACUUUAAAAGGUGAAAAAUACCUACACUAGAAAUGACGCGGUUCAUUUCAUCUUGGGAAUUCCACAUUCUACCUUAUAAGCCAUAUCAUGGACUCGUUCUUGAAAGGAACCAAGCGAAAGUCAUCCGCAUUAGAAGAAGACCCAUCCUUGGUCGACGAUAAUGAGUCAACAGAUGUGAAACUGGCAAUUCUCUCAUCAUUGCACACCAAUAUUAGCCAGGAAGCCUUACUAGAAGCCCUCCUAGCGCAUGACGGCUCUGUUCAGGCUGCUUCUGCUUCUCUAGCCGAGGAUCGAUUAGCGUCGCCAAAGAAGAAACGAAAUAACGUUAUUGGGUAUCAGUCUUCGCUCAGACUAUUUGCUAAUAAAGCCCCAGCUGGAGAACGGUCCGUGUCGCCAAAGAAGGCAAGACCUCUUUCCAAGAAAGGGACAACCCUUCACUUGUAUGAUCCCGAGGAUGUAGCUGAACAUACACCUUGCAGUAUCAUCCAUAAUUUUUUGCCCCCAGAUGAGGCCAAUGAGCUUCUCAAGGAGUUGCUAAUCGAAUCGGCUUCAUUCGAUAAGAUCACAUUCAAGUUAUUUGAUAACGUGGUCCAAAGCCCACAUACAUCGAGCUUCUACGUGGGAACAGAAGCCGAGAUCAACACUCAAAAGCAUGACUAUUUUUACAACGGCGCACGAUUAACAGACGUUCGGCCUAUUACUCCUCAACUUUUGCGUGUUCGGCCAAAAGUCCAGGAGGCGGUGAACAGAGAAAUCCAGAAACGUAUCAGGACUCAUUACCCCGGCGGACAAAAGUUGAAAUACCAGUCUCCGGAUCCAUGGUUACCAAAUUGUGCCUUUGUCAAUUGUUACAACGGACCUCAGGAGAGCGUUGGCUAUCACAGCGAUCAAUUGACCUACCUAGGCCCCCGAGCUGUGAUAGGCUCCCUUUCCCUAGGGGUAGCAAGAGAAUUUCGUGUUAGACGGAUCACGCCAAAGGACUCCGAUGCUAGUCCUACGGAUGAUGCGGACACUGAAGGGCAAAUCUCUAUACAUCUUCCGCAUAAUUCUCUCUUAGUGAUGCAUGCUGAGAUGCAGGAGGAAUGGAAACACAGCAUCACCCCAGCUCAAGCGAUCGACCCUCAUCCCAUUGCAGGUAAUCGGAGGAUUAACGUCACAUAUCGCCACUACAAGCCAAGUUUCCACGCGAAGUAUACCCCGAGAUGCAAAUGUGUUAUUCCUGCUAUACUGAGAGUUGUUCAAAGAAAGAAGGAAAACCAGGGGAAAUAUUUCUGGAUGUGUCAUGGAGGAAAUGUGCCUGGUAAAAAAAAUUGUUCAUUCUUCCAAUGGGGCGAUUUCGAUGACGAUGGGAAUCCUAGUUGGGACAAGUCGCGGUAUAAAGUUGCCCAGGGGAACGGCCGCUCAGAGGACAGUUUACGAUGAUCAAUAUUCGGAGCCCUUAUCACCCUAUCUUGACCUUAAUACAAAACAACCGAAACAUUACCACGAACAGAAGACUAUAUUGCACUAGCUUGGGUUUGAGUGGAGGUAAAACUUCGAUACAAAGGAGUAUACCGGAUAAGAAUCUCCCCGCUCUCACUGCUUAAUCCCGAUAUAUACCUCUCUUGUAUUUCGGAUUUCAUGGCUCAACAUAAAGUGGCGGGCGGCUAUAGCCAUCCACCUGCUUCACGUUCAAAUCGCCGACGUCUAAGCCGUUCAAAGCCCUCAGGUUGAUGGGUGUAAACGCAAACGCUCUCUUAAUGAACUCCCUCUGGUCUUCGGGUAGUUUAUUGAGCUCCUCCUCAGAGACCGGUGGAAUAUGAUUAUGAAUCGAUAUUCCACAUGUCUUGCAGAAAGACUUUGCGAAUAGCUUGGUGCCAAAUUUAUAUUUGGCAAUAUUAAUGCUUACCCUGUUGCAAUAGCUGCAGUU
Molecule: messenger RNA, 2171 nt
Organism: Daldinia caldariorum
Lineage: Eukaryota; Fungi; Ascomycota; Sordariomycetes; Xylariales; Hypoxylaceae
Exons: 2
Coding region: 350-1684 (444 amino acids)
Biological process (GO): DNA repair; DNA alkylation repair
Cellular component (GO): nucleus
Molecular function (GO): dioxygenase activity; zinc ion binding; ubiquitin binding
Source: RefSeq, a predicted model, not a curated record